Molecule: messenger RNA, 1058 nt
Organism: Plutella xylostella (diamondback moth)
Lineage: Eukaryota; Metazoa; Arthropoda; Insecta; Lepidoptera; Plutellidae
Product: nitric oxide synthase-interacting protein homolog
Cellular component (GO): nucleus
Molecular function (GO): ubiquitin protein ligase activity
Source: RefSeq, a predicted model, not a curated record
UUUCUGAAUAAUCUGUGUUGUCGAUGUCGAUGUUGCAUUUUGUUGUUUUGCUUGAUAAAAAUUCUCAGGGAAUCUUAUAUUUGAUAUAAUUUAACUCAAGCUUAUGACAAGACACGCGCGAAACUGUACUGCGGGUGCAGUAUACACCUACCAUGAAAAGAAAAAAGAUGCGGCCGCAUCUGGAUACGGCACACAGGCUGAACGAGUUGGAAAAGAUUCAGUGAAAAGCUUCGACUGCUGCAGCCUGACAUUACAGCCAUGUAGGAACCCUGUCGUCACCAAAGAAGGAUACCUGUUCGAUAAGGAAGCUAUAUUAGAGUACAUCAUCGCCAAAAAAGCAGAGUAUACCCGCAAACUGAAGCUAUAUGAAAAGCAACUGAAAAAGGAAGAAUCUGAGAAAGCAGAGCUUGCUGCUGCUGAAAAGGAAGCCAACUUGAUCAAGUUCAUGAACAGAGAGAAGAACAUUUCGAGUGUUCAAAAUAAAACCUCCACAAGUACACCAUCAACAUCCACCUCAUCAAGUCAAGGAAAGCAAGUGCCAAGCUUCUGGAUACCAUCCCAGCUACCUGAUGCUAAAAUUACAAAAUUAGAAAAGCCUGAUCCUGUAGUAUAUUGUCCUAUCAGUGGCAGACCAUUAAAAAUGAAAGACUUGAUUGAAGUGAAAUGGACUCUUGUGAAGGACCCUGAUGACAAAAAGUCCCUUAUAGCUAAAGAAAAUAGAUACAUGUGUCCAGUUACACAUGACAUACUGAGCAAUGCUGUGCCAUGUGCCAUAAUCAGGACAACUGGUGACAUAGUAACCAUGGAGUGUGUGGAGAACCUCAUCAAGAAGGACUGGUUACAUCCACUCACAGGAGAUAAACUUAAGGAAAAGGACAUCAUCCCACUGCAAAGAGGAGGCACGGGCUAUGCUCUCACUAAUGAAAACUUAGAAGGGAAGAAUGCAAGACCAGUUUUACAAGCUUAAAAUUACCUAAUUUUUUCUGGCUACUGAAACUAAAUUCAAAUGAUGGUCCUUCAACAGCUUAACUUUAUUAUAAACCAAUGUAAAAUUUCAA